This is a messenger RNA of Enterobius vermicularis (human pinworm), 432 nucleotides long. The record is from the annotation of a GenBank genome assembly. NCBI's taxonomy places the organism in Eukaryota, Metazoa, Nematoda, Chromadorea, Rhabditida, Oxyuridae.
AUGGUUAGUAGUGCUGUAAAGGUGGUCUCCAUUCUGAUCACUUAUUUGAACGACGGCACUACUGAAAUUGAAUAUUUCAUUUACGAUGGGUUCAAAACUAUGAAAUUGAAUCAGAGAAUUUUUGACGACUUUUUUAGAAUAAAGAAGAUCAAAGAAGUUGACGAUAUUUUGUGGUUUUGCACCUUUGCGUUGACAUGCUGGUAUUUUGACUUACCGAUACAGUUGUUGAGUAUCAUUUGGGUUUGGAACAGCAGCGAUAGUGAUCAGUUUAACCAUUUUAUUGCUUUCACAAAAACGUUACUCACCAGUCGAAUGCUUCAACAAAUGGCCGUUUUGCCUAGCAGCAUGGAAAUUAUGGCAGAUAUGGACGAUUUUCAUUUCGUUUGUCAUGCUCAUGUCCUUAAUUGCACUGGUAUCGCUAAUCUAGGCUGA